AUGGCGUUCUUCAUGAAGCAGAUGUUGGGGGACAAGCUGAAGAACAUGACGGGCGGCGGGGGUGAGGAGGAGGCCAAGACGGACGCGGACGGGAAGGAGACGCCGCAGUCCAAGGGCAUGUCCCGUGAGGAGUUCGAGGAGUACCAGAGGCAGCUGGUGGAGGAGAAGAUUCAGCGGGAUAAGGAGUUCGCCAUGCGGAAGGCGGAGAGGGCGAACCUGAGGGUGGCGUUGAGGGAUAAGCACCGCCUACCGGAGAGUGCCCAGGAUGACGCUACGAUCCAGAUGGUUGGAGGGGACGUGGACCUGCCGGAGGAGCUGGCUAAGAUGGUGGAGGAGGAUGAGGAGGAGGAAGAGGCCAACAGCACGUUUCUGGGGAAGCUGCAGAACAUGGAUCUGGACGUGGACUUCGACAGCAUGAAGAGCAAAGCGCAGACCACCAUGAACGAGGUCAAGCAGGCCGCCGAGGAGAAGUGCACGGUCAUGUGACGCCCCCCGUUUCCACGGUUACCUCUCCAAGUGACAGUCUAAGGAAGCGUGACGUGCACUCACACCCUGCUGACACCAGGGGGCGCUUGACUCUUUCUGACAGCCCCGUGAACACGCCUUCUCUUUCCUUAGCUGGGGGGGUGUCUGUACAUAUGCUUUCAGUGACUGUUUAAGCACAUCUGUGAACUGCAUUGUGUACUACCAGGUCAGUGUAUCAGUAACUGUAGAGAAAUCAAUUGGAUUGCAAUAAUUAUAUCAGUCUGAACAUUUCCAUCUAUUUGAGGAUUAAAUGGGUGGAGUUUGGU
Messenger RNA from Conger conger (European conger), 791 nucleotides. RefSeq names its product complexin 4c (gene cplx4c). The coding region runs from base 1 to 486 and encodes 161 amino acids. Gene Ontology annotation, molecular function: syntaxin binding. The transcript has 3 exons. Gene Ontology annotation, biological process: synaptic vesicle exocytosis; regulation of neurotransmitter secretion; neurotransmitter transport. NCBI's taxonomy places the organism in Eukaryota, Metazoa, Chordata, Actinopteri, Anguilliformes, Congridae. The record is from RefSeq and is a predicted model, not a curated record. Gene Ontology annotation, cellular component: SNARE complex; terminal bouton.